Molecule: messenger RNA, 3671 nt
Organism: Folsomia candida
Lineage: Eukaryota; Metazoa; Arthropoda; Collembola; Entomobryomorpha; Isotomidae
Exons: 16
Coding region: 992-3106 (704 amino acids)
Source: RefSeq, a predicted model, not a curated record
CCUUUUGGGUUUGAGGGGAUGCGGAACGACGACGACGGUUGGUAAAAGCUCUCUUCUUCUCUUCUCUUGUCGCCUGUUCUGUGGUUUGGUUUGGUAAAAAGCAAACGGUGGUUUGGUUUGUUCAGUUUGGUUAUUUUGGUUUCGUUCUUGCGGUUGGAAAAGCUGGUUGAAUGAAAGAGACUUGUCUGCACUGCACACACCACUUGACUUUCUCUAGAGAUUCGAUUUCGUGGUCUGCUCUGGUCUGGUUUGGUGGCAGUGUUAAUCUGUAUUAAUCCGUGAGAGUUCAGUGUGCAGAGAGAGCAGAGAAAACAACAUACGUAUGUUAUAUACGGCAUUAAAUCAAACUUCAAACUUGUGACCAGACAGAGAAAGUGGAAAUUGGAGAAUGAGUAAAUCAUGGGUCGUGGUGGUGGUCCGUGUCGUCGUCGACGCUAUUGCAUAAUGAACUAGCUCUUAUUAUUACAUAUUCCUUAGAAUUGAGUUACAAUUGUGUCCCCGAAAAUGAAAGUCGUCCUGUGCAAAACUAAAUAAGUGAGGAUUGCGAAAUUUUCUCUGGGUGCAAAAACUCGCAUGUCGAAAAUACAAUUACUUUUCUCCCAGCAUAUAAUUUUCUCGCCUUCAUUUUACAUUACACGUCGAGCGAGCGAGUGAGAAAGGCGUAAUAAAUUAUUACGAAAUAUAUAUUCACGGAAAUAAUGGCGAUCUAAUCAGUGACACUGACUGAAUUUUACGACAUGAGGAGGAAUCAAACUAAUAAAAUUCAAACUCAACGUUCAUCUCCUCCGCCUCCUUCAUGCCGUAAAAGUGCAUGAUUUAAUCCAAUCCAACCAAGAAAUGAAAAGUCAACUUCAACCUCCAAAAUAAAUGGCUGCAGAAGAGGGGAAAAGGAAACUGGAGAGAGAUUCACUUGUCGCACCGAGCCAGACAUAAGCGAAUUCUGAUCGCUCUGCAAAAUUGGGUUUAAUCAACCCCACGAAGAGUGUUUAAGAUGCUGAGCAAAAUGAGAAAGUCCCGUCAAAUUUCACUCCUCUGGGUGAUUUGGAGUGUGCUCGUGGUGAGCGAAAAUGGCGAAACGCUCCUUUCCGAUCCCAACUAUGAUGAAUUGAUGUCGGAACAAUCAGCCUCAAAUUUAGCGUUGAACGGAGGAGCCACGGCCGAAGCGAGAGCUUCCGGAUGUCACUUUAAAGAAUCAUUCCGUGGAUCUUGGUUCCAGUCUGGUAUUCACCAUGCGAUUACAAUUGCACGGGAUGCAAUUAGCACAAAAGGACACUGUGUUGAGAAGGAGAAUGAGAAAUACCUCAUGUACAAUAGGCGUGAAAAUUGCUACAGAUGUCUCGUCUUCAGUGGGGAGAAGCACUACAACAUACUCCAAUUUAAAGAAUCAUUCUGCAUUCCAGAGAAGAGAUCUCUGCGCGAAAUUUGCUCAACAAUCACGGGAGAUGCGAAUCUCUACACAAUGUUUCGGCUGGAAGCUGUCCCGAUGGACUGUCCUUUUAAAGGUCACUUCACCGUGAGCUACAACCGGGGCCAAGGAGAAUGUCACUCUCCCAUCUCAAAUAUGGAUUCUUGUACAAAGUCGUCCAGACUGGUUUUUAAUUACCAAUCUUGCCCAGAUAUUCCUGGCAGUGAAAGUUCGGUUGAGGAACUCACCUGUUUAGCCAGUUGGAAGGAAGGGUCAUCUCGCUACUUUCUGGGCUUGAUUUCCUACACGCACCAUGCCUCGUAUGAAGAGAGGUUCCGAUGUUUUGUGUACGAGAGGAUCAAACAUUUUGGACAUUCGCAUUCUUCAGGCAAAUUCCACACCCAUUCUCACAGCUUGGGCAGCAGCAGCAGCAGCUACAACAAUAAUAAUAACGCGACUCCUACCGUGGAUCAAGUUUAUCGGGUAGCCCAGUCUGGAGAUGCGUCUUGUAAUGGUCUUUCAUCCAUGGAGGGAUCAAGGACGAUGAUACUGCGGAGAGUGCCUGCCGCCAAGCCGUGUCAGUUCCCCUCGUGGAUCCAGGACCACUCCCACUGGCACACUCUCAACCAGGGGUCAACCUUCACGUUUCUCUCUGGAAAUCUGCAGUACAGCAAUUUUUCCGAGUUGGCUGGAACCGGGCCAAAUUCUCUCGCUAUGAAUGCAAUGUGCUAUCAGGUGCUGGACACGACGACGAGUAGGGGACAAAUGAUGACCGAUCCCGACUACGACCCCACCAACGUGGUCAUCAUCCACGCAACGUCGGAAUGCAAAACGGGCUACGUUUGCACCGCAUUUCACCAAAGAGAUGACAAUAUAAUGGAAAUUCAGUUUGGAAGCAUGGCGAGGAGAGCGGAGGAUGCCUGUCAAAUAUCAAACUUUAACUCGUCUGCGGAACCGUAUGUCACUCUUGUUUCCGCAACGCCCCAGAGGAUCCAAUGUCCCAAUGUAGGUCACUUUGGGGUGACGGGGUUAUCCUGGAAUGGGAAACGAAUUGGACCAGACUCCUGCCGAAAUGAGGAGCGAGACGAAGAAGAUGGCGAAUCUAAUGUGAAAAAUAAGAGUCCCAAUUCUCUCUCGGUGGGGUGCUCAUCUCCGGAGUCGAUGCAAAUCCGGGCCAAAUCUCAAAUUUGUGAUAAUAUGGACGUGUUUGCAGACUACAACUGCCAUGGUUGGUGGUCGGACGGGAAGAAGGGGAUAACAUACGUCGUGACGACUCGAUCAUCCUCUCACCAAUCUCACCGACCACAACGACAUUGUUUUGCUUUCCGAGAUCUGUCCUGGCGUUGGUCUCCCCAUAAUGCGGAAAAGCAACGCGUCCGCUCCCACCCUUCUCGCCAUGAUUUCUCCACCAACGGCGAUGAUGAUGAUGGUGAUGGCAUGGAGGACGGAGACAAUUUCGGUGGUCAACUAGAUCCCACGAAUGGUCGUAAUAAUAAUAAUGGAAAAGUCCAACUGCUCGAAUUCUCCUCGUUCUCUGACUCAUGCCAACGCAACGUGGAUCUCGGACGGGAGGGAGAUUUCGCUUUCAAUUUGACCAAAAUUGGUCACUGUUCCGACAUCAACGCUGCACCUGAUUCCAACCCGAAUCAUCUCAUCCUCCUGAUUUCGCUGACCCUCCUCCUCUUCUUGGGACAUUUGUGAGUCAUCUGCAUACAUACAUCAAACAAAAGUCCCUAUAAACACUGUUGAAUGAAUUGAAUUACUGUACGUAACAAUAAUAAAUACGAUGCAAUGUUGAGGUUGUUUUGUUAAGGUACAUAUUUAAGAUUUAUAUCAGAGAAUGUUGAAUAUUUCCAUGUUUAUAUGUGCCGAUUAAUGAAAAAGAUAAGGUAUUUAUAUCCCCGGAUAAGACAACAACAACAAAAACAAUUACUUCAGAAUGUUAUGCAACAUGACAUGCUGCUCCGCUAUCUUUCCUGAGUGACUUGCAAACUUUGGACAAGCACGAAAUAAUAAUAAAGUGCAGAAUCAUCACCAGCAUCACGACGGACUUGACUUCUUGAAACAGGGUAACAAUCUCGAAUAAUAAUUCCAGUUUAGAGUUUUAAAUCAUUGUGAUAAUAAAAAUAUACGUACGUAUUAACAUUUACAUAUUAAUGCUAAAAUAAGUAAUGGAUAAUGUGUAAGUAGGAAAAUUGUUGGAAUAUUGUUAUACAUACUUGAGGACACAGUUACUUAAUAAAAAAAGUAAUCCGAUACAAGAAGA